Durusdinium trenchii is the source of this 1380-nucleotide messenger RNA. The record is from the annotation of a GenBank genome assembly. Lineage: Eukaryota; Dinophyceae; Suessiales; Symbiodiniaceae.
AUGGCCACACUUCAGCAGCAAGUGCGGCUCCUGGCUGAGAAGCAGUCCGAGGCUUUGGAAGCCAAGGACGCAGCUUUGAAAGAGUCUUUGCAAGUGGAGGCUGCAGGCAGGCAGCGCGAGGCAGAUGAGAAUCUGCGGAAAUUUCAGGAGCUUCGUCAGCUGAUCCAUGAGGAGUCGAACCUCCGCAGCAGUGCCCUGGAGCGCCAAGCAGCACAGCUGGAGCAGCGCCUCACCUCCGAGACCAGCGCCCGGAAGGAUCUGCAGGCACAACAUGAGGCGGUCUUCGCGAAGAUGGGGCAGGAGAUCCAACAGUUGGAGUCGAAAAUGGCCACCUUCGUACCUUCCAUGCAAAGUUCCCUGGCCGACGCCAAUGCCAAAAUUGAGGCCGAGCAGGCCGCCCGAGCCGCAGGCGUUGAACGGCUCCAGUCGGCCGUGGACUCCUUGAACCAAGAGAUCAAGGCGCUGCCAGUGUUACAGGAGCGGCUCUCACAGGUGGAAGCAUCCUUCACCGCGCAGCUGUCGGAGGCCACGGAGGCCUCCAUGGCGCGAGAUCAAAAGCUGGAGGACCGGAGUGAAGAGGGUUACCGGCGUGUUGCUAAUGGGGGCAGGCUUACUUUGCAGCUGGAAGAGGAGACCACCGACCGGAAACAAAGCGAGCAGCGAGCCGCCGGCAUGCUCAGCAGCAUCCAGGUGGCCAUGGGUCGCGAGCAGCGCGCUCGGGAGGCGGCGUACAACGAGGCGAACCGCUUGCUGGGUGUUCUGGAGACGCGUUUGGAGGGCAACGAGAAGAGCUUGCAGGACUUGAGCGCCUUGCUGAAAGCCGAGGUGGCUCAGCUGGAGGAGACGUACUCCAAGUUUGCCAGCCAGGAGCAGGCCGCGCGCGAGGCCUUGGGGAAGAGCUUGGAACAGCAGCAGCUGAAGCGUCACGAGGCGCUCGCGGAGGAGCUGCGCCGGAACUACGCUGCCCAAACCGAGGAAAGCCGCAGGUGGGCACAGACCUUAGUGGAGCGGCUGAGCAAUGACCUACGGGGAGAAAGAGAGGCUCUCUUCCAGGAGCUGAACCGCCGCUGCGAUGAGGUGGCGAAGCUCAAUGCAGAGCAUAUCCGCUUGGAGAUGGCGUCUGAGGUGCAGAAGGUGGACGCCCAGACUGCAGAGCUGUUGGCCAAGCAGAAGGCAGUGCUGGAAGAAGAGAAGCGCCACUACGAGCACCAAGCCUCAGUGGCAGCGCAGGAGGUGAAGGCGGCCUUGGACGCCCAUGGAGAAUUCGCAGAAGCCUUGGAGGCAGAGCAACGCCUCAUCGUCUCGCGGCUCACCGAGCAGCUGCAGCGUGAGGGCGCCGCCAGGCAAGAACGCCGAGUUCGCCGAACGCUGGGCGUCUAG